Molecule: messenger RNA, 1788 nt
Organism: Ostrea edulis (European flat oyster)
Lineage: Eukaryota; Metazoa; Mollusca; Bivalvia; Ostreida; Ostreidae
Product: toll-like receptor Tollo
Exons: 1
Coding region: 1-1788 (595 amino acids)
Biological process (GO): toll-like receptor signaling pathway; immune response
Cellular component (GO): membrane
Molecular function (GO): transmembrane signaling receptor activity
Source: RefSeq, a predicted model, not a curated record
AUGACACGAGACCUUGUAUUGGUUGUAUUGUUUAUAAGCUCAGUUUUAGGUAAAGGGAGUGUUAAAGGUGAAAAUAACAGAACUUUACGUUCGCAGGAGGAUGAAUGGGUAAUAAAGGAGAUUGACGAUACAAGCAAUCUCUCAAAAAUUAUUUACCAUGUCAUUUCAAACCAAGAAGAACACGCUAUGCUGGACAUCGAGUCUCAAUUGACCAAUACCAGCGACAACAUCGCCAUGGAAAUUCAAUGUCAGGGGAAUUCCUCCCUUUUUCUCCCUGUUCCAAUCGUUUCCUCGAAAAUUAAAGAGCUCCACGUCACCGGCUGCCGAGUUACCGGUACAGAUAGAUUCAGCAAUUUCUCUGGAGGAACAGAAAACGUCUUGCGUCAUUUGGUAUUCACCGAUAUCACAUUCGAAUUAAGUCAAUACCAAGCGUAUUUGCAUCUCAUGCACUGGGAGAGGUACAAGCCAUUGUUUCCCUAUGGAAUGUCCAUUAUUCCAACCUCACUGAAUACUUUCAAAGAAACAAAUGUUAGCUACGUUUAUCUUGAAGCGGAUUUUCAACAGGAACACGUAUACCUUGACAAAGUUGUCGAAUAUAGAGAGCACCUCAGAGCCUAUCAGCUGGACUAUCAACUAAUCUACGUGGAAAUGUCUAAUUCACAAGGAAAAGAUACAGACAAUGUCAUUGACGUGCAUUACGAUAACAUAAAUGACUUUCUACGCAUUGGAAGAUUCCCAUUACUGCAAGUGAUGAAUUUCUCCGGAAUGGGACUGAAACAUCUCCCUGAUGCCAUCAGAAGGUCUAACUGGUGGUGGACAAAGUUUCCAUCACUCAUACACGUGGACCUCUCCUACAACCACUUUGAACGAAUUCCAUUCAUCACAUAUACAGCAUCAUUAAUGACAAUUUCACUGAAUUUAAGAGACAACGACAUCGCCAUCUUUUCGGACAGAGAUUUUCUGAGAUCGUAUCCGUUAGAGAUUGACCUAUUCAAUAAUAAAUUUGAUUGCUACUGUUCUCGGUAUCUUAAAGAAAUGAUAACUUCUACGAAAACCUUUCACUUGAAAUUCAAGAAACGCUACCGUUACUUGGAAAACAUAACUUGUUACCAUCCAGAGAAAUUUAGAGGCUUGAAAAUAACUGAUUUUGAUGUUUCAAAUCUAUGUGGAAUUGCGGAAACGUCUAUUUCGUGCGACAAUAUUUAUUUGCAAAUAAUAAUUCUGAUGUCUGUGGUCAUAUUCAUCCUUCUCAUCAUGUUCGUGAUUUUCAAAUACAGAAAAGAAUUGGAAAUUCUUUCGUACACAAGACUGCGAAUAAAAUUUCGGAAACCAAUACCACCGGAGAGUUACCUAGUGAAGGAGUAUGACGCCUUCUUGUCCUACAGUCACCACGACGAGUGGUGGGUGAAGCGUCGUCUAAUUCCCCGCCUCACGGGGGCUCCACCAAACCUGCGACUCUGUCUUCAUGAACGCGAUUUCAAAUUGGGGGCUUUCAUUUCCGACAACAUAAUUGAAAGUAUUGACAAUAGCAGACACACAAUUAUGAUUAUAUCCGAGGGUUUCCUUGCCAGUAAAUGGUGUGCUCUGGAAUUUAAAACGGCCUUUCACCAGAAUUUACAAGAGAAAAACGGACAUUUAAUUGCCGUGUUGAUGAAUAACAUAGAUUACAGCCUUCUCGAUAAUGACAUGAAACAUUAUCUAGAAACGCAUACAUUUUUAAAGCAGAACGAACUCUUAUUUUGGGAUAAAUUAAUCUAUGCUUUAAAUAUCCGUAAAGACAACGUUUAG